AUGGGACAAGCUAAAUCAACUCCAUUUUCUAAUCUCAUCCACCAUGUACUGAAACGGAAGGGAGCUAUAGUCUCCCACUCACAAAUAGAUGAGUGCGUACAGGUGGUAGUGGAGUAUAAUCCAUGGUUCCCAGAGGAAGUUACUUUAGAUUUAGAUGUCUGGGAACGAGUAAAGAAUAAUGUGGCAAAGGCAUAUAGGCAUGGAAAUAAAGUUCCAGUCACAUUUUGGUCUGUUUGGGCAUUAACGCAUGCAGCACUAAGUAUGGUGUCUCGUGAUGCUGUAGUAAUAACAGCUGCUGAGCUGGAGGCUGAUGUGGAGAAAGCUAUGAAGGCUUAUAAUUUGCCCGAGGAGGAAAAAACUCGAAUUGGGCAGGAGUUAAAAGAGAUGGCUACACCUGAGCAAUCUCCUGCCAGCUGUGAUAGAGAAAGAGUAGUGCCAAAAGAUUCUGACUCUGAGGAUUUUGUUCCUCUCCCUCGCUACAGAGCCUUCCCCAUCAUUCGACCCCCUCCGGUCGAUGGGGUAGCGCAGCCUCCUCAUUAUGAGAGCAUUAAUAUGGCCCACUUAACUCAGCUACAGAAGGCGGUAACUUUAUAUGGACCGCAGACGCCAUAUGUUAAAGAACUAAUGUUGGCAAUUGUUUCUGCUUAUGGAAACCUGGCCCCUGAGGACUGGAAAGUUAUUUGUAGAGCGUUAUUAAAACCUCAGGAAUAUCUACAAUGGUUAAUGUGGUAUAGUGAUAUUGCCGCAGCCAAAGCAGCCCAAAAUACUCAGUCCCCUAAUCCUGCCCUCCGCAGGAUAACACAUGCUAUGCUAACAGGCACUGGGGAUUACAAGCGCCCCCAGGACCAAGUAAAUACCCCAAGGGAGAUUCACGAGCAGCUGCAGGAAAUAUGCCUAGAGGCAUGGGGUCAGAUGGAUGUAUCCCCCAUUAAGAUUUCCUGGCGGUCAGAUCGUCCAGUCUGGAUUGAGCAAUGGCCUUUAUCUAAAGAAAAAUUGGCAGCCACGAAGCAACUUGUUGAAGAUCAGUUAGCUAAAAGUCAUAUUGAGAAGAACUAUCAGUUUGUUUUGGCCUUGACUUUUGCUGUGGAAGAGAUCAACAAAACUCCUACUCUUUUACAUAACUUGACUCUGGGAUUUGAUAUCUGUAACGUUGAAGAUGGAUUGCCAACAUCAUUGAAAAAUCCCUUCAUUUGCUUUUUUGGGAACUACAUGGUUCCUAACUACUCAUGUAUAAGUGGCAGCAAGUCUAUAGGAGCACUUACAGGACCAUCAGGAGUAACAUCUGGCCAGAUAGGCACAUUGCUGGACCUCUACAGGUUUCCACAGCUCUCCAUUGGGCCUUUCGAUCAGGCCCUGAAUGACCACAGGAAGUUCCCUGCUCUCUAUCAAAUGGCCUCAAAGGACACGUCCAUAGCCACUGCCAUGGUCUCCUUACUGCUUUACUUCAGAUGGAACUGGGUGGGACUGUUCACCUUUCGUGAUGAGAAUGGCUUGUGGAUUCUUCAUCUACUGAAAGAAGAGAUGGACAAGAACAGAGUUUGUGUAGCCUUCGAGCUAGCAAUCCAAAAUUAUGGCCUACCAUUUGAAAUCAUGGCCCUGUAUAACCAGAUUAACAAAUCUUCAGCAAAUAUCCUCAUCAUAUACGGUGAUAAGGAAUACGUACUAGAUUUAAUGGUGUUUAUUGAGCAGUAUUUAAUAAAAGGUAAAGUUUGUAUCCUGAACUCACAGUGGGAGUUACCAAUGAGGAGGAGAUAUUUCAUGCAAGGUUCAUUCCAUGUCCCUCUUGCUUUUUCACACCAUCACCCAGAUGUUUCUGGAUUCACAGACUUUGUCAAGGCAGUGAACCCUUCCAAAUACCCAGAAGACUUUUUCCUUGCUCGACUGUGGGGUCUCUCUUUUAAUUGCUCAGAUUCUGAGUCUGACUGUGUAACAUGGGAGAACUGUCCUCAUGGGGCUUCCUUGAAUUGGUUGCCUGGACACAUUUUUGAUAUGACUAUGUCUGGAGACAGUUACAAUAUAUACAACGCUGUGUAUGCUGUGUCCCAGGCUCUCCAUGAGAUGCUGCUACAUCAAACAGAAGUACAGACAAUAGAAAACAGAAAAGAGACAGUGCCUUCCCCUGCACAGCUGCACCCUUUUCUGAAGAACACACAAUUUCAGAAUCCUGCUGGAGAUCAGGUGAUUUUAGAUAACAAAAGAAAAUUGGAGGCAGAAUAUGACAUUGUGAACAUUUGGAAUAUUCCACAAGGUCUCGACCUUAAGGUGAAAAUAGGACAGUUUUCUCCAUUUGCUCUACAUGAUCAUCAACUAUCUUUAUCUGAAGAUUUGGUAGAGUGGGCCAUAGGAACUACAGAACCUGUUCAUUCUGUCUGCAGUGAGAGUUGUGGUCCUGGAUUCAGGAAAUCCCUUCAGGAGGGAAAGGCUGCCUGUUGCUUUGAUUGUACCCCUUGCUCAGAGAAUGAGAUGGCUAAUGGGACAGAUAUGGAGCAGUGUAUGAAGUGUCCAGAUCAUCAGUAUGCCAACACACAGAGAAACCAGUGCCUCUUAAGAGCUGCAAGCUUCCUGGCUUAUGGGGAGCCUUUGGGAAUGGCCUUGGUCUGCAUGGCUCUGGGCUUAUCAACACUCACAGCAGCUGUUCUUGGGGUCUUUGUGAAACAUCACAACACCCCCAUUGUCAAAGCGAAUAACCAGGCUCUCAGCUACAUCCUGCUCAUCUCCCUCAUUUUCUGUACCCUCUGUUCCUUGCUGUUUAUUGGUCGUCCCAACACAGUGGCCUGCAUUCUACAGCAAACCAUAUUUGGAGUUGUUUUCACUGUAGCCAUUUCUGCUGUUUUGGCCAAAACUGUAACUGUAGUUCUGGCCUUCAAGGUCACUUCUCCAGGGAGAAGGAUAAAGUGGCUGCUUGAAUCAGGAGCUCCUAACUUCAUCAUUCCCAUCUGCACUCUGAUCCAGAUGACUCUCUGUGGAAUCUGGCUGGGAACCUCUCCUCCUUUCAUUGACACAGACACACACUCUGAACAUGGCCACCUCAUCAUCCUGUGUAACAAGGGCUCCCUCACUGCCUUCUACUGUGUCUUGGGAUACCUGGGCUCCCUGGCCCUGGCCAGCUUCACUGUGGCUUUCCUGGCCAGGAACCUGCCUGACGUCUUCAAUGAAGCCAAGUUCCUGACCUUCAGCAUGCUGGUGUUCUGCAGUGUGUGGCUCACCUUCCUGCCUGUCUACCACAGUGCCAAGGGCAAGGUCAUGGUGGCUGUGGAGGUCUUCUCAAUCUUGGCCUCCAGUACAGGGCUUCUAGGCUGCAUCUUUGUCCCCAAGUGCUACAUCAUCUUGAUAAGACCUGAUAGAAAUUAUCUGCAUGGCUUUCGGGACAGAAAAUGCCCUGGGCAAAUUAAGCCCUCCUAA
Molecule: messenger RNA, 3402 nt
Organism: Perognathus longimembris pacificus (Pacific pocket mouse)
Lineage: Eukaryota; Metazoa; Chordata; Mammalia; Rodentia; Heteromyidae
Product: vomeronasal type-2 receptor 116-like
Exons: 8
Coding region: 1-3402 (1133 amino acids)
Biological process (GO): G protein-coupled receptor signaling pathway; viral process
Cellular component (GO): membrane
Molecular function (GO): structural molecule activity; G protein-coupled receptor activity
Source: RefSeq, a predicted model, not a curated record